Saimiri boliviensis boliviensis (Bolivian squirrel monkey) is the source of this 1014-nucleotide messenger RNA. Lineage: Eukaryota; Metazoa; Chordata; Mammalia; Primates; Cebidae. The record is from RefSeq and is a predicted model, not a curated record.
AUGAAGAGCAGGGAGAGGGGCACCGCCCUCACGUUCUUCUCCCAGACAUGGAUGGAUACUCCCCAGCUUCUCAAAGCUUCUUCUGACAUCACGGAUUGUGAACUUCUGGUGUCUCGCCAGUCUCUGCAGCUCCUGAAGCGGGCCCAAGUAAAAGUGAGCCCCAAAAGAAUGAUAAGGGACUUCUGUGUCCUCGGAGACAUCGUGAAAUCAGGGAAGGGGAAAUCUGUAAACACUGGCCGUGGAAGAAUACGGUUUCUGAGAAUUUCCACUCUGAAUUCACUUUCAGUUCGGCGUUAUCGCCACCCUGUGGAUGUUUUGGCUACUUUGCUGGCUUUGAGCACAACCCAGGAAGACGUUCAAAACCAAGAAAACAGUGUUUGGCAAGACCAGCAUGCGCAAUGGCAAGAAUUAACCAGUCUGAUGAAAGAAAACAUUAUAAUAUGUAUAGCUCUUCCACGAAAAGGAUUUGCUGACAACUCUGGAAUACAUAAUAGGCGCUCAAUAAAUAUAAGGGAGUAGAUGAAUGAAUUAAAGCUAUCUGUACCUGUUGAUCAUCCACAAUUUAGAUGUCCUAUACCACAUUCCAAUUGAGGGCAAGCCGGGUACGUGUCCUGAAUUUAUAGAACCUUUUGACACAAAGCAACAGAGCCACAGUCAAGACUCAAGUCAAAAGAAAUUCAGACCCAGUUUUGGUAAACAGGCCUCUAAGCAACAAUCUAAGAUUCCCACCUACUGUUCCGGGGUUCCUUGUAGAAAUGAUUACGACUGCAAAGAUCUUAUGAAGUGCUGUGGUACCUUUAGGUGUGGCCUGAGGUGCACACAUGCUCUUAUGGUUGACCCUGUAUUUUUCAAUUCACCGCGACAAUCUAAGGCAUAAAUACUGGAUGGAGAAAUAGAUUCAGAUGGAGGCAUGAUUGAGCUUAUUUUUCUUGACUCAUCUCUACCCAAACAUUACUCUCUCAAGUGUUGUUCUUAAAAUCUUCAUAUUAAAAGCUCAGCAUCAUCUAUUUUUGA